AGGACGGAAGAGAAGAGGUCUAGUUCCGGACGCGGCUGCCGCCGCCGCCGCUGCUACAGCCGCCAUCUGUCAUCUCAGCUCCAGCACCAGCACCCCGUCGCCCCUACCCCGCUGCCUGUCUCCUCGGCGGAGGCUGCUUCCCGGUCCUGCUACCUCUCUGCUCUAUUCUCGUCGCUAACUUCUUCCCCUACAUGGAUCUGGUAGGAGUGGCAUCCCCUGAGCCCGGGCCGGCAGCGGCCUGGGGACCCAGCAAGUGUCCAUGGGGUACCCCUCAAAAUACAAUAUCUUGUUCUUUGUCUGAUGUAAUGAGUGAACAGUUGGCUAAAGAAUUGCAGCUGGAAGAAGAAGCUGCCGCUUUUCCCGAAGUUGCUGUUGCUGAAGGACCAUUUAUUACUGGAGAAAACAUUGACACUUCCAGCGACCUAAUGCUGGCUCAGAUGCUACAGAUGGAAUUUGACAGAGAAUAUGAUGCACAGCUUAGGCGUGAAGAAAAAAAAUUCAAUGGAGAUAGCAAAGUUUCCAUUUCCUUUGAAAAUUAUCGAAAAGUACAUCCUUACGAAGACAGUGAUAGCUCUGAAGAUGAGGUUGACUGGCAGGAUACUCGUGAUGAUCCCUACAGACCAGCAAAACCAGUUCCUACUCCCAAAAAGGGUUUUAUUGGAAAAGGAAAAGACAUCACCACCAAACAUGAUGAAGUAGUAUGUGGGAGAAAGAAUACAGCCAGAAUGGAAAAUUUUGCACCUGGGUUUCAGGUAGGAGAUGGAAUUGGAAUGGAUUUAAAACUAUCAAACCAUGUUUUCAAUGCUUUAAAACAACAUGCCUACUCAGAAGAACGUCGAAGUGCCCGCCUCCAUGAGAAAAAGGAGCAUUCUACUGCAGAAAAAGCAGUUGAUCCUAAAACACGUUUACUUAUGUAUAAAAUGGUCAACUGUGGAAUGUUGGAGACCAUCACUGGCUGUAUUAGUACAGGAAAGGAAUCUGUUGUCUUUCAUGCAUACGGAGGGAGCAUGGAGGAUGAAAAGGAAGAUAGUAAAGUUAUACCUACAGAAUGUGCCAUCAAGGUAUUUAAAACAACCCUUAAUGAGUUUAAGAAUCGUGACAAAUACAUUAAAGAUGAUUUCAGGUUUAAAGAUCGCUUCAGUAAACUAAAUCCACGUAAGAUCAUCCGCAUGUGGGCAGAAAAAGAAAUGCACAAUCUCACAAGAAUGCAGAGAGCUGGAAUUCCUUGUCCAACAGUUGUGCUACUAAAGAAACACAUUCUGGUUAUGUCUUUUAUUGGCCAUGAUCAAGUUCCAGCCCCUAAAUUGAAAGAAGUAAAGCUCAGCAGUGAAGAAAUGAAAGAAGCCUACUAUCAAACUCUUCACUUGAUGCAGCAGUUAUAUAAUGAAUGUACUCUCGUACAUGCCGACCUCAGUGAGUACAACAUGCUGUGGCAUGCUGGGAAGGUCUGGUUGAUUGACGUCAGUCAGUCUGUAGAACCAACCCAUCCUCAUGGCCUGGAGUUCUUGUUCCGUGACUGUAGGAAUGUCUCACAGUUUUUCCAGAAAGGAGGCGUAAAGGAAGCCCUUAGUGAACGAGAACUCUUCAAUGCCGUUUCAGGCUUAAACAUCUCAGCAGAUAAUGAAGCUGAUUUCUUAGCUGAGAUAGAAGCUUUGGAGAAAAUGAAUGAAGAUCAUGUUCAGAAGAAUGGAAGGAAAGCUGCUUCAUUUUUGAAAGAUGAUGGAGGUCCGCCAAUCCUAUACGAUGAAUAGCACUAAUAUCCACCGCUUUCAGUGUUAACACAGUGGUGAUUGUCAGCUGCCAUUAGCAAAUGAAGUUAUGGGUGACUUGAAAUACCAAAACAUAAGGAGUGUACAAUGGUGCUUCUGUGCUUUUUUCCCCUUGUAACCCAUAUGCCAGGUAUGUGGAAUUUUUAGCUCGGCAUUGAGAGACUGAAAUGUCAACUACCUCUCAUGAUAUGAAUAGGAUAAUAUAAUUCUUAACAGCUACAAGUUAUCUAGCUGAAAUCAACCUGAUUUUAAGGAUUUGUGGCAUAAAAUGUUUUGAUGAGAAUUUUUAACAUUUCCAAAUACGGGAGGAAGGGACAGAUGUGUUUACAAGGGAGGCUUUUAUUACAACUUACUUGCUUUUUUCACCUCUCUGUUUUGUGUUGCGUCUUUCCUCAUAUAUUUCAUUUGCUUAAAAUUAGCCCUUCUCAGUUCUUUUUCCAGACCAUGACCAUGAUUCUAAAGGAAAAUUUCUUCUUUUUAGUAGCUGAUAUAAAUGGAAAUUUGGUUUCAGAAUGGCUGACAGAAAUAGACAUAAGCAAAGUACUUUUUUUUGGUACCUCUUGAAUUAUGAACUGAGUUCUUCUUUUCCACACUCACAUGCAAGGAAAGGCAUCAUCGGUUUCUGAAAGAGAUAAAUAUAUAAGUACUUUUCAACUAUCCAAAUUUUUUAAAUUUAACUUUCAACUUUUCUACAUUUAGGUGAAAUGGUUAGGAUGUAGCUCACCGUGCAGCCGCUCUGCAUUUAUAAUGAAAAUGUAAAGUAUCUAGAAGGACAGAAUGGAAUCUUUAACCAUGUUUGACAUAUUUUAAGGAAGUCAGUGAAACAAAGUUCAGUUUACAUUUCACUCACAUUAUAUACUUACUAAUUGAUUUUGAGAGAACUAUAGCAAGCUAAUUAGAAACAUUGUAUCAUCAAAUGAUGAAAAGUAUGUAUAAAACAAGUUGGGUACCAAAUUAACCAACUAAUUUGAACUAUCUGGCCUCACUUUUAAUAAUGUAUAGUACUGGCUGGGUUCCACUUCUCAAUGCAGCCAAAGUACAUUGGCUUUGUUAGGAUUGAAGCUCAUUCACUGCAACAGAAUCAUUCCUCCUAUUGUUGGAAUCAGAUUGGAAUCACUAAAGACCUAAACUUUCUGUCUGGUGGUAGAAAGUAAAAAUCUGAACAUUAUUUACACUUGAAAGCUUCUACAUUAAAAUUAUUUUAAAAUGCCAAAUAUAUUCUUUCUAGAAAAAUAUUUUUGUUUCUGUUGUAUAACUUUUAAUUGCAUUUCAGAGAAGUGUGAUUUGGGGUACUCAUUACAUUUCUGAAAUGUUUACCACUAUGAAAGAAAUAUUUAGAUGACUGGUGAUUAUUGGCUUUACAGAAGUUUCAAAGAACUAAUUUUAAAAACAAUUAACUAUUAAAUUUUUUUUUUUUUUCUGACAUACUCUGACAAUAGCAGCAAACUGUUGCUGUGUGGCAUUCUUGGGAGUGUGCUGUGAACAUGCUUUUUAAGAAAUUAAAAAUGAAGAGAUCGUUUUAGAAUUGGUUCUUUGUGUGGAUUCUUCCUCUUCCUUGGAAGUAUUGACUUAUGUCCUGGCACCAAGUUACCCCUUCUGUUUAAGUUAAACAGUGCUAUUUUCAGCAGGUUUUUUUCCUCUCAACUUCGCAUCUUUAGAUCUCACUUUUAAAUGACCUACUUCACAUUACAAACAGGUUUUUCCUCUCAUAUAGAUCAGAGUAAAUUUUUCACACAGUGGAAAAAGAAAGUGGAAAAUAUUGAUUUGCUAAUUAGUCAAAUACAGAUGGGGAAAAAAUGGAAAUAAGCAUAUUUUGUUUCACUUUAAUGGAAGUGGAUAUAUGAAUAUCUAUAAGAUAAAUUUUCAAAAUAAGGAAGAUUAUGUGUAGAGAAUUUUUAUUUCAACAAGAUAAUUUUUUGCCAGUUUCUUUUUUAUUAAAAAAAAUCAUCAUUUCUGCUUACAAAAGUAAGCCGUGCAUGCUCGUUUAUUUGAUUUUUAUUUUAUUUAUUUAUUUUUGGCUGUGUUGGGUCUUCGUUGCUGCACGCGGGCUUUUCUCUAGUUGCAGUGAGUGGGGGUUACUCUUCAUUGCAGUGCAUGGGCUUCUCAUUGCGGUGGCUUCUCUUGUUGUGGAGCACGGGCUCUAGGCGUGUGGGCUUCAGUAGUUGUGGCACGUGGGCUCAGUAGUUGUGGCUUGCGGGCUCUAGAGCGCAGGCUCAGUAGUUGUGGCACACAGGCUUUGUUGCUCCGAGGCAUGUGGGAUCUUCCCGGCCCAGGGAUCAAACCCGCGUACCCUGCAUUGGCAGGCAGAUUCUUAUCCACUGUGCCACCAGGGAAGCCCCGUGCAUGCUUAUUUAAAUUUAAAUGUUAUAGAAAUUCAGAAAUGCUAAAGUAAAGGUCCCUUGUAUUCCAAAAAUCAUUGCAUAUACUGGGGCAUACACCCUUGCCAAUUUUUUUCCCUCCGCAAAUGUUAUAUUCUCUUUAAAAAAAAAAAAAAUCUUUGAACAGAAAGUGAGAUGAAGUGAGGUAGCUGAUGGUGAAGUGAUGAUCAUGGUAAACCCCUAAGGAAGAUGAAGGAGAUGGAGGCCCUAAGAUAUAGUAGAGGCAGUACAUUUUCUGUUGUUGCUCAUUUAGGCCCUGGGCAUCAGAAGAGAUUGUCUGCACCUUUUGAAAACUUCUGAGCAGUUUCCAACACUUUAGAAAUUGCUAGGGAAAAGCUCAUCUGAUUGUAUUUUCAAACCUCAGUACUUCUAUUUUUGAAUAUAUAUAUUUUAAGCAUGAUUAUAAGUUCUCAAAGUUUAUUUUUAAAUUUAUUUAUUUAUUUUUGGCUGCAUUGGGUCUUCGUUGCUGCACGUGGGCUUUCUCUAGUUUCGGCGAGCGGGGGCUACAGUUCGUUGCUGUGCGCAGGCUUCUCAUUGCUGUGGCUUCUCUUGUUGUGGAGCAUGGGCUCUAGGUGCGUGGGCUUCAAUAGUUGUGGCACGCGGGCUCAGUAGUUGUGGUACACGGGCUUAGUUGCUCUGCGGCAUGUGGGAUCUUCCCCUACUAGGGCUCAAACCCGCAUCCCCUCUAUUGGCAGGCAGAUUCUUAACCACUGCGCCACCAGGGAAGUCCCUAAGUUCUCAGAGUUUAUAGUUGGAGGCAUAUCAGUUUAUUUAUUUCAAAGCCUCUUGUUUUUAUUCUUUGAUUUCAUAUUUGUUUCCUAAUUCAUAAAUAUAAAAUGGUUACAGUUGGGAGCAGCCUUACUUUUGCUGUCCUAGGCUUUCCAGCUUUUCCCCAAACAUAGCUAGCUAGCUUUUUGAGGAGUUAAGACCAAAUAUAGUAGAAAGAUAAGAACAAAGCAGAUGGAGGGGGAAGGUGGGGUAUUCAUUUCAGAAUAAAUGAGUGAGCUACAACUUAUAGCUCUAAACUGUUUUUCUCUCUCUAAUGCCUUCUGGCAGGGAAAGAACACAUAAUCAAAUAGAAUGCUUGAUGCAAAACCACAAGAACAGUAUCUGGGUAAAGUGCCAAAUGAUGAGCCAAAAUUUAUGAAAAAUGUGGGAAAUAUCAAAAAGGAUUUGAAAAGUUAAAUCUUAAGAAGAAACACGAGUCCACUGCUUGAAGUUUUAAUAUAUUAUUAUUAAAUAACAAAAACAGAACUACUCAUUUCCUAUUUCAUCUUUUUGAAGUUGAGUUAUAUUCGGAAAACGAUAAAACAAAUACUGGACAGAGUAAUUGAAGCCUUUUCCCCCAAACGUUUUCUCCCCUAAAUCCAUGUGAAGCCUUAACCCCUAUUAUGACAACUGUAUUUAGAAAUGGAGCCUUUAAGAAGGUAUUAAAAAAAUAAAAAGAAGGUAUAAAUGUUAAGUGAAGUCAUAGGGCCCUAAUCCAACAGGACUGGUGUCCUUAUAAGAAGAGGAAGUGAUACCAGAGAUCUCCCUUCAUGCAAGCACAGAGGAAAGGCCAUGUGAGGACACACAAGAAGGCAGCUGUCUGCACCCCAAAGAGAGACCUCACCAGACAUCAGCCCUGCACUUUGAUCUUGGACUUCUAUCCUCCAGAACUUGCUUGAAGAGUCGCUCCUCUUCCAGAUAUUUGAAGUAGCAAAACACCUUUCUUAUUUAGGUAACCUUUUUUGGUAUAUAAAGUUACACAAAUUCUAGAACUAAAAAUAAUGCAAGUAACAAAAAUUGAGAAGUAUGGGGGAAAGGGAGGUGAGAGGCAGACCAACGUGCUAAAUUCCUCAUCUUUUUCAGAGCAGAAAGUAACAUAUACUACAUGAAGCUGAUAAAACAAG
Molecule: messenger RNA, 6039 nt
Organism: Kogia breviceps (pygmy sperm whale)
Lineage: Eukaryota; Metazoa; Chordata; Mammalia; Artiodactyla; Physeteridae
Source: RefSeq, a predicted model, not a curated record